Molecule: messenger RNA, 196 nt
Organism: Sphaeroforma arctica JP610
Lineage: Eukaryota; Ichthyosporea; Ichthyophonida
Exons: 1
Source: RefSeq, a predicted model, not a curated record
AGCCACAGCGCUGGGCUCCACCAACUUAGUCACAUCCACCGCGUGCAACGGUUCGCCUGGCCUGGGUGUGAACACGUCUCUAAUCCCACACAAACGUGCGUGCGUGUACUGGAUAUACACGCCGGUGUCUCCCUCGGACUUGAGGAUACGGUCCCUGGAGAAGUGCAUGAGAUUGGACAGAGAAGCCGGCUGUUAA